Lentinula edodes (shiitake mushroom) is the source of this 1911-nucleotide messenger RNA. RefSeq lists its product as uncharacterized. NCBI's taxonomy places the organism in Eukaryota, Fungi, Basidiomycota, Agaricomycetes, Agaricales, Omphalotaceae. Gene Ontology annotation, cellular component: mating projection tip. The annotation marks the transcript as partial. The transcript is spliced from 3 exons. The record is from RefSeq and is a predicted model, not a curated record.
AUGUCUCUCUCACCACCCCCGACGUACGACGCUCACUCGAACUCUUACGUCUCUACGACCUCCUUGAAGCCUUACCUGGAACUUCCCCAUCUACUCUCCCUUACGUGGCUCGCGUACCCAAUUCUUUCACUCCUCUUCAUCGCCUUCCGUCUGCAGCUAUCUUUGGCGUCUGCUCAGGACGAUGUCGCCAAUGCAAAGGCUGAUCUACUUGCUAGCUGUCAGGCCGCACAAAAGGCUGCCACUGCUGCUGCAAGUAUGCCACGGUAUAUGGCCAUUGCUACCAAUGACCAGUUUGUCACUGCAGUCAAUGAUUCCAUGAACGCUGCUCGGGCUACUCUUGUUCUCGCGCUGACCGUGAUGGAGGCUAUCAUCAAUUUCAUCGUGGAUAUCUAUCGUUCUACACUGUUAUGUUUCGUGGAGUUGGUCGUUCGUGGCGCACUUUCGCUCGUGAUAGGCGCUGUAUCAGCGUUAAACGACGUGAUUCAGGAUGUUGCCUCUGGAAUCUCGACUGCUAUCCAGGAUAGCAUAAGUGGUGCCAAUUCUGCGAUCACAUCAGCCAUCGAUGCUAUCAACAAGGUCAACCCAUUUGGCAAUAUAUCCAUUCCUCAGAUAUCCUCUCCGGACCUGAGCGCCCUCAACAAUGUCUCCCUUCCUUCCAGCUUUCAAGACUCGCUGAACCAGCUCAAUAGCUCUUUGCCUACGUUCUCGCAGUUGAAAGAUGAUAUAAACGCAAUCCUUGAUACUCCGUUCGAACUACUGAAGAAGGAUAUCAACGACACUUUUGCAGACCUCUCGUUCAACUCCUCGUUGCUUACUAUUCCAGAGCAGAACGAGGUCUCAUUUUGCGAUCAGCUCGAUACUUCGGUCGUGGAUGAUUUGGGACAGGAUCUGAUUAAGAUCACCAAAAUCGGAGUAAUAAUCAUCAUCCUUCUCGCCCUUCUCCUUGUAGGUCUUAACUGCUUGCUUGAGUGGUACAAGUGGCGCUGCCAGCAAGCGCACUUGCAGUACACUCGAGAAGCCUGGUCGACGGAUCCCUCAGUUACCCAAAGCAAAGGCUUCGGUGCACCUUCAGUUACACUUACAGAUCACAAUCUGCUAAUGCUGCAAGCCAAUGGCUCUCAUCCGUUGAUCACCCGCAUCAUGAACCAAUUGUCCGCCCGUCUUCAUUUCUCUCCGACCACCUACACCAAUUUAUCCUGGUUCCUGCACUACAUAUUCCAUGCUCCUGCUCUCGCUUGUUUCCUCAUCGGCUUUUUCGGCCUGUUAUCGGUUGAAAUACAGCUCAUUGCGGUUCAUCCCCUGGAAGCAAAAUACUCAGCACUUGCAGCAUCCACCGCUACGGAUUUUUCCAACACAAUUGCCACCUCAAUGAAUGCCAGCAUGUACAAUCAGUCUGCUACUUAUGCCAAUAAUGUCAACUCUCACAUCGACACUCUUCAAUCCUCCAUCAACGAUGGUCUAUUCGGCUGGGUGAAUGGUACUACCACCACUCUCAAUGACACCCUUGCCACCUUCUACAGUGAUAUACAAGACGCGAUCAGCGAUGCCUUCAACGGUACUUUGCUCGAAGAACCGCUCCAGGAGUUUCUUGCUUGUUUCAUUGGUUCCAAAGUCGAGGCUAUUGAGGACGCGCUCACGUUUUUGAACAACAACUUGCAGAUUGAUAUGCCUCGCAUGAAUGAUAGUAUCCUCGUGCUAUCACCAGAGUCAAUAAAUGAAGUCUCACAGCCCAUUGCAGCAGCCGCUGUUGGUGAUGGAUCCGACGACAAUGGUGGUUUCGUUGGGAAGUUGGUGAACGCGUAUGUUGCAUCACUGAAGAAAGAACGCAUCAUGUUCGGAAUUUUCAUGGGUUUGUGGGGAGUCGUGGUUCUCAUGGCGAUUUGCAUUAUCCUCUGGAGCACAUAUGGCAAG